Molecule: messenger RNA, 1104 nt
Organism: Uloborus diversus
Lineage: Eukaryota; Metazoa; Arthropoda; Arachnida; Araneae; Uloboridae
Product: H/ACA ribonucleoprotein complex subunit DKC1-like
Exons: 8
Biological process (GO): snRNA pseudouridine synthesis; box H/ACA sno(s)RNA 3'-end processing; rRNA pseudouridine synthesis
Cellular component (GO): box H/ACA snoRNP complex
Molecular function (GO): RNA binding; pseudouridine synthase activity
Source: RefSeq, a predicted model, not a curated record
GUAAAGAAACCGCCGCAUGUUUUGGAUGAAAAGUGCACGUGUUGCAACGUUAAUUUAACAAACAAAUCAUCAUGGAAGUUUUAGGAAUGGAUCAAGAUGUACCUAUACCUAAAUCAAGUGAAAAGAAAAAGAAGAAAAAGCGAUCUUUAGGGGAUGUUCAGAUGGAAGAGACAUUCUUCGUUGCCCCAUCAGAAAAACCACCAACGUUAAAUUGCAAAGACUGGCCUCUCCUUCUCAAAAACAUAGACAGUUUAAAUAUAAGGACAUCACACUACACUCCUUUGGCAUGUGGUAGCUCUCCUCUACAGAGAGAAAUAAGGGAGUAUAUGAAAUCUGGAUUUAUCAAUCUGGACAAGCCAUCUAACCCUUCAUCACAUGAAGUUGUUGCAUGGCUGAAAAGAAUGCUGCGGGUGGAGAAGACUGGACACAGUGGAACUUUGGAUCCUAAAGUGACAGGAUGCUUAACGGUCUGUAUUGAGCGUGCUACACGACUUGUGAAGUCUCAGCAAUCUGCCGGAAAGGAAUACGUCUGCAUUUUUAAACUUCACAAUUCAGUACCUGACCAGUCUCAUGUUCUGAAGGCCCUUGAACUACAGACAGGAGCUCUCUUCCAAAGACCACCCUUAAUAUCUGCUGUGAAAAGACAGUUGCGUGUCCGGACAAUAUAUGAAGUAAAACUCCUAGAAUAUGAUAAUGAAAAAAAUCUUGGCAUAUUUUGGGUUAGCUGUGAAGCUGGUACUUAUGUACGAACCAUGUGUGUGCAUUUGGGCUUGACUCUUGGUGUUGGGGGCCAAAUGGCAGAACUAAGAAGAGUACGAACUGGUAUCCAGCAUGAAACAGAAAACUUGUAUACUAUGCAUGAUGUGUUAGAUGCAAUGUGGGUGUAUGACAAUUUCAAUGAUGAAUCAUAUCUAAGAAGGGUAAUACAACCUUUGGAAGCUUUGCUGACUACCCACAAAAGAAUAGUAAUGAAAGACAGUGCAGUUAAUGCAAUUUGUUACGGUGCAAAGAUUAUGCUGCCCGGAGUUCUCAGGUAUGAAGAUGGUAUUGAGCUUAAUCAAGAGAUCGUUGCCAUAACUGUCAAAGGUGAAGCUAUUGCACUGG